CGGUUCGGUUUAAGAAAGCCGUUUCUGACAAUGUAUUUCGAUGACUUCAUUAUCUGAUUUCGCGAUCCCGUUAUAACUGCCGUUGAAGGAUUAUAGUCACUGUUUAUUACUAAAUUGUAACUUUUUUUCUUCCCCAGGUCAGCAGCGCACCGCCAGUUGCGAUCGUUGACGUAUCUUUCGGAGUAAUCAUCGGGCAGACCUUCUACAAACUGGUCCCCGUGGGUGUCGUUCCUCCUGUGGUUGAGCCAGCGAUCUCCAAGCCCAAAACGAAAAAAGGCCCCGCAAGAGCCGGGCCUGACAUCAGGAAGCCGCCCAACGCCUUCAUGCUCUUCAUGAAAGAGCAGCGACCUGUUGUCAUGGCUGCUGCGGAAGGGCAAGACAGCGCCACUGUCAACAGGCUCCUGGGUCAGAUGUGGGAGUCGCUGUCGCUGGCUGAGCAGCUGGAAUAUUAUAUUAAAUCUGAGCAGCUCAGCCGGAUCCACGCCGCCAUGUACCCGGACUGGAACAACCAUGGGAGAAGGCCAAAGAGGAAGUGGUGCCGUGCAGUCAGCAGCCAAAACCAUCUGAGGGAAAAUCAUCUCAGCGUGCAUGCGCCACACUUGGCUGGACCGGUUCCAGUACCCCCAGACUUGGCUGUACCGGCCCCAGUGACCCCAACAGGGCCCAACGGGGACUUUGUUUCCACUUUUUUCUCGCGGGUUGGCACUGACGUGACCUCGGCCUUAUUCGGGCUUGUGGAGGCAGUGGAGGCGCAGGAAGUUGUUGCGGGUGGCCGUACGAGCCCAUAAUUUUCUUUCAAACUUUAAAAAUAAACGUAUUUUUUCAUCAA
Molecule: messenger RNA, 829 nt
Organism: Syngnathoides biaculeatus (alligator pipefish)
Lineage: Eukaryota; Metazoa; Chordata; Actinopteri; Syngnathiformes; Syngnathidae
Product: transcription factor 7-like
Exons: 6
Coding region: 324-788 (154 amino acids)
Biological process (GO): canonical Wnt signaling pathway; regulation of transcription by RNA polymerase II
Cellular component (GO): beta-catenin-TCF complex
Molecular function (GO): DNA-binding transcription factor activity, RNA polymerase II-specific; RNA polymerase II cis-regulatory region sequence-specific DNA binding
Source: RefSeq, a predicted model, not a curated record